AAGUCUGGGAUAAGGUGGUGCUGCUUUAGAUAUGUGAAAAAAACAUAUUGUUUUAACAUUAUGUAGACAUUUGGGAUUUGCAAAAUUAUUACGUAACACCUUUAUUGAGGAGUACCUGCAUUAAUUGUAACACCGAUGAGAACAUUUUGAAUGACAGCGCCGACCAGAUAUCAUUAGAAGACAUAGAAAGUAAUGAGGCUAAUGCUUAGACACAUCACUACCAAGCAGACAGAAGUCCUACACCUCCUUUUCAAAGUCACGUUUUGUUCUUGACUACUGAUGAAGUGGUUGAAUGUUGCAGGUCUGUGAUUUCCAGUGGCUUGCUGAACAAAUCUAACAGCCAUGGUAUCACUGAAAGGAGUAUACUUUUCAAUCCUGCUCUUUUUGGGGAGUUUCUUUGGAAGUAUCUUUAUGUUGGGUCCCUUCCUGCCAUUGAUGUUUGUAUCCCCAGCUUGGUAUCGCUGGAUUACUGAUCGCGUUGUAGCUACAUGGCUCACACUUCCUGUGGCGAUGCUGGAAAUGGUAUUUGGUGCAAGAGUGGUGAUCACUGGAGAUGGUUUUAUCCCAGGAGAGCGUAGUGUGAUCAUUAUGAACCACAGGACACGAUUAGAUUGGAUGUUCUUGUGGAACUGCUUGCUACGGUACAGCUACCUAAGGCUGGAGAAGAUUUGCCUCAAAAAGUCCCUCAAAUCAAUUCCAGGAUUUGGCUGGGCAAUGCAGGUUGCUUCCUUUAUUUUCAUCCAGAGGAGAUGGGAGCAAGACAAACAGCACUUUGAAGAUAUGUUAGAUUACUUUUGUGAUAUCAGAGAACCUCUGCAACUCCUCAUCUUUCCUGAAGGCACAGACCUCACAGCAAACACAAAAGUACGAAGUGAUGAAUUUGCUGAGAAGAAUGGUCUUCAGAAGUUUGAGUACGUCCUACAUCCUAGAACAACGGGUUUCACAUUUGUAGUUGAACGCCUUAGACAAGGUCACAACUUGGAUGCAAUUCAUGACAUCACAGUUGCAUACCCUCUCAACAUUCCUCAGACAGAGGCACAUCUGCUGAAUGGGAACUUCCCAAAAGAGAUCCACUUCCAUGUUCGCAGGUAUCCUGUGAGUGUGUUACCAGCUUCCACAGAAGAGCUGCAAACGUGGUGCCAGCAGAGGUGGCAAGAGAAAGAAGAGCAACUUCGUUGUUUUUAUGAGGGUGAAAAGUACUUUGAUGUCUCACGGUGCAGUAAAAUUCCACCCUGCAAAUCCGAGCUCAGAGUCCUCCUUGUGAAAUGCAGCUCUCUUCUGUUUUGGACAGUUUUUAUUCUGUCCAUGUUUGUGUUGCUCUAUUGGUCCAGUCUUGCACGUUGGUACUUUCUUUUUAUGAUGGUUAUUUUCGUGGUUCAGGAAAAGGUAUUUGGUGGAUUGGAGUACAUUGAACUUGCAUGUCAUAGAUACCUCAAUAAAAGGCAAAAUACUCCUCUAAAGAAGACAGAGUGAAAAAGAAGGAAUCUGUCCAGUUGCAGGCACUCUAUAUAGUCUCUAAAUGAAGGGACCUUACAGCUUUUAUUUCUGCAUGAAUCAGUCAUUUCUUCUUUUAUCAUUUCUCAUUUCAGUGGACUUAUGAAUUGCAUUGCAGUCAGCUUAGGUGUCAGGGUCAUACUAUUUUAAUUAUGGAGAUUUUUUUUUUUCUAAAAUUGUAACUUAAUAAACAUGUGAUGGGUUGUAUGGUUUAUGCUGAAAUGUCAUCAUGACUGUGGUGAGGUGGCAAAAUCAUAAAAGCUUAGUGCUGCAAAUUCUUGAGAAGCAGCAUUACCAUAUUGUAAAAUUACUUAAUUAUGAAACAAAAAAAAAUCACCUCUUUGAUUGUUUUAUAAAAAUCAAUUUGUUACUUUGAAAAUUAGCAUUAUUGAAGACCGACAUUACCUUGGCUGAGCCUAGGAAAUUUUCUUCUUUGUUGAUAUAAUUAAAAUUCGACUUAGAGCUACCAGUAAUGAGACUCACAGUAUGUUAUAAAAUUUUUAGACAUUAUGCAGGCUGGGACUGCAUCCACAGAAUAGUGUUUAUGUACAGGAAACCAUCAGUGACAUAAUAUGCAGUUUCCUAUCUUUAAUCCCAUCUUUUGGUAAUUUAUAUCCGAAAGGACAUGGGAUUUAGUAGGUGCUCCACAAGUGCUGAGGAAGGGUCCCCAUCUAAGACAGAUGCAUCCUAUCUUUGAUUAGCAGCCAGAUACCAGUGGGAUAGCCAGGGAAUAGAAACAAGCCAGCAGCUAGCAGUUGGCUGUCUUGUACUAGGGGAAGAGGUGAAGGAUAAACGUUCACUGUUAGUGCCUCAUGACUGAAGCCUAGCUCCAAAGAGUGAUAUUCUGGUAUAGCCGUUUCAGUAACAUAUUUUGUUUAAAAAUGGGCUUGUACAUCAGUUACAGAACUAGAGUAAAGGUUUGUACCUUUUUGUUGUGUCUUUUGGCUUUUCCCAGUUAGGGGUCGCCACAGCGGAACUCCAGUCCACUAAUGAUUGGCAGUAGA
Protopterus annectens (West African lungfish) is the source of this 2498-nucleotide messenger RNA. RefSeq names its product lysocardiolipin acyltransferase 1 (gene LCLAT1). Gene Ontology annotation, molecular function: acyltransferase activity. The record is from RefSeq and is a predicted model, not a curated record. Gene Ontology annotation, cellular component: endomembrane system. The coding region runs from base 343 to 1473 and encodes 376 amino acids. Lineage: Eukaryota; Metazoa; Chordata; Ceratodontiformes; Protopteridae. The transcript is spliced from 8 exons.